Molecule: messenger RNA, 276 nt
Organism: Alternaria arborescens
Lineage: Eukaryota; Fungi; Ascomycota; Dothideomycetes; Pleosporales; Pleosporaceae
Exons: 4
Coding region: 1-276 (91 amino acids)
Biological process (GO): positive regulation of telomerase RNA localization to Cajal body; rRNA pseudouridine synthesis; snRNA pseudouridine synthesis
Cellular component (GO): box H/ACA telomerase RNP complex; box H/ACA snoRNP complex
Molecular function (GO): telomerase RNA binding; box H/ACA snoRNA binding
Source: RefSeq, a predicted model, not a curated record
AUGUGGAGGUUUGGCCCAGUCAAUGCAAACAGGCCAAACAAGUUCUUCCGCAACUCCAAUACCAACACCAUGCAUCUUAUGUACAUCCCCGACCCGGCAAACCCGGUCAAGCGCAUCUACACGCUGAAGAAGGUCAUCGAUGGCGAAGUCAGCAAGAGCGCGCAUCCCGCUCGUUUCUCCCCCGACGACAAGUACUCGAGGCACAGGGUCACCAUCAAGAAGCGCUACGGACUGCUUUUGACACAGCAGAAGAACAUGGUCGCUGAGAAGAACUAA